Puccinia triticina is the source of this 390-nucleotide messenger RNA. RefSeq lists its product as uncharacterized. The coding region runs from base 1 to 390 and encodes 129 amino acids. The record is from RefSeq and is a predicted model, not a curated record. NCBI's taxonomy places the organism in Eukaryota, Fungi, Basidiomycota, Pucciniomycetes, Pucciniales, Pucciniaceae. The transcript is spliced from 2 exons.
AUGCAUCAUACUACGCUGGCAGUGUUUCACCCCUGCGUUCGCGGACCAUUUAAUAACCUGCUCAAGUUGCUGGACGAGGACGCUAAAGCAGGCUGCAGUCAACUGCUGAGCCAUCCACCACCCCAUUGGAUCAAGAAACAAGCGGCCCCGACCAAGCCCAUUCUCCACCUGCCCUCCAAGGACGACCAACAAGCUAGCCCAACCACCCGCAAAGGACAGCCCGAGCCACCCGCCCUCCUUGGCCCUCUCUCUGUUCCAUUCCCAGCCCCAUCCGACCGAGCCGGCGAAGGAGGAGGACGACGUGCUGCCGGAGUACCUCCACUCGGAAGCCCUCCCCGCCUUGACCAGAAAGCCAGCAGACGAGAAACAUGCCGUUGUCAGCACCUUUGA